AAUUUUUUGGGUAUACUUCGCGGUGACGAGGAAUUAGUCAAGAAAGGCAAACGAGUGCUUAAAAGCGGUCCAAACGAUCGCAUGACCAUGGAGCACCAGGCUAGCUCAAUGUUUGAGAAUCUAUUGCCAAACAACAUCAGCGUAUACGCCAUGACUGCCACCCGACCCGAUGAGCUUGGUUGGUCCACGCCUUGCAUGGAAGACGAACCAUUUAAAUUCGCGGCCGAUUGGCUUAGCGAUACAGAGAAUCAUGACUUGACCAAGGAGUCUAUUGCCGCCCAGUAUGAUUACAUAGCGCACAGGUAUACUAAUCAGCAUGCACAACAAUAUGGUGAUUUGUCAAUAGCGGGCGAACACUUAUCUAAUUAUUUUGGUGAUAAACAAAUUUCUAUUAGUGCGGGUUAUAAAGAGUCUAAUCAAUUAGUAAAUUCAGUGCCGAUACCGGAUAUACCAUUAUAUUUGGCUCAGCGUAUGAUUGAAAACACUAAUGAAUUGGGAUUAAAACAAAGAUAUGCGAAUGAAUUGGAGGUAUUGUUAGGAAAUCGGGAAUUAAUGGACAAACAGAUCGAGGAAUACGUGAAUUCAUUGCCGGGAAUUGAGGCCAAUGUUGUACUCAAUAGUAAACUACAGAUCAAUAACAGAAAGUGUUACCACAAACUCGUUGACACUUUUCACAACAAGUGCUAUACUUUAGGCCAAAAUACGUAUGCAAUCAGUAAAAUGCAAAUAUUUGUGAAUAUAUGCGAAGAAAUGCGUGAAUCGAGUGAUGCGGACAUCAAUGCUGUCAACCAAUUGCUGAUACAAUACUGCGAUACUAUUGUCAAACCAAUUGAAUUUAUUAUUUAA
Molecule: messenger RNA, 846 nt
Organism: Medioppia subpectinata
Lineage: Eukaryota; Metazoa; Arthropoda; Arachnida; Sarcoptiformes; Oppiidae
Source: the annotation of a GenBank genome assembly